Canariomyces notabilis is the source of this 5154-nucleotide messenger RNA. RefSeq lists its product as uncharacterized. The coding region runs from base 1 to 4890 and encodes 1629 amino acids. NCBI's taxonomy places the organism in Eukaryota, Fungi, Ascomycota, Sordariomycetes, Sordariales, Chaetomiaceae. Gene Ontology annotation, molecular function: protein binding. The transcript is spliced from 2 exons. The record is from RefSeq and is a predicted model, not a curated record.
AUGACUCACCUCCUGUGGAAAUAUUACUGGGAAGACGAUGUCGACAAAUUUCGACGCCUUCUCGCUCCCGCCGGAUUCGGCUCCCAGAAUGGCAGUCGAAGUUCGAACUUGACGACCACGGGAGGAGGUGGAAAUUCCGUCUACGCUACGUCGCCUCGCGCAGCGACAAAGUCGCGCAAGGUCCCGGGCUUUGGCCCAAACCCCGCAAGCGCGCGCCAUGGACACGGAGGUCUCGGACGAAACGAGAUAAACAGCCGCGACCAUGUCGGUCUUACCGUUCUGCUGCGCGCAGCGUCAUCGACGGCUGAGAAUGCCAUUUCGUUUGUGGAAGCCCUGUUGGAACACCCAGCCAUCGACAUCUACGUCCAAGACCCGGAGAGCGGCUGGAAUGCCCUUCAUCGAGCGCUAUACGCCGGGAAUAUAUCCAUCGCCAGGCUUCUCCUCGAGAAGGAACGCAAGGAUCUCACGGGACACACAGCCUCGCUGCAUCGGGUCGGGCAGCUCAUCAAGACGAAGGACCAUGAGGGGAACAGCCCGUUCGAUUUGUAUCACUCGACUAUUGGCGAGCGCAGUCUGAAGAAAUUGACCGAUUGUGAAAAAUCGGACGAUGAUUCUGAUAGUGACGAAGCAGAUGUGCUUCUCGAUAAGGCUCUGAAAAUUGAGGACACCAUCGGCUCUGGCGAGGAUCUAUACGCAUUUGGCAGCAACAGGAACCUGUCACUAGGCUUUGGCGACGAGGAUGACCGCCAGUUCCCGGAACGCGUGUAUCUGAGGCGCCCGGAUCACUUGCUACAGAGAUUCCACCUCGAGUAUCUCCAAGCGAGCGGCGAAGACGGGCCUGCUUCUCAAGACAUCAAGAAAAUCCCGACAUUAGUCCUGAAUCGCCCCCUGGUGAUUCAGGAUGUAGUCUUGUCCAAGCUACAUAGUGCCGUGCUGACGACAGACCCUGUGUCGAACUUGUAUAUCUGCGGCAUCGGCCGAGGAGGACGACUUGGCCUUGGAGAUGAAAACACACGCUUUACUUAUACCCCUGUGCAAGGGCCAUUUGCCGACAGAAAGGUCGUGCAGGUUGCCCUCGGCCAGAAUCAUUCCAUGGCCAUCGACGAUAGUGGCGCACUGUGGACUUGGGGUAAUAAUGCCCAGUCUCAGUUGGGCUAUGCUCUUCCAGAGCCAGCCAAGAAGGAUGAAGACCCGAUCAGCACCGUACCGCGUCAGGUGUUUGGCCCUCUGAAGAAGGAGACGAUCAUUGGGAUUGCCGCCUCUUCGAUUCACUCGGUUGCGCACACCGGCACGUCGCUGUAUUGCUGGGGCAAGAAUAUCGGCCAACUUGCCCUGAUGGACGCCGACUCUAGAUCCCUCGAGUUCCAACACACGCCUCGAAGAGUUGCUGCUUCAUUGUUCUCGUCUCCAAUUGUCAUGGUGACGGCCAUCGACAAAGCCACAACAAUUCUGCUCCAAAACCACACUGUUUGUGUCUUUACUGCAUACGGCUAUCACAUCGUCAAAUUUCCACUAGCAACGCUUGAUCUGGGCGACAACAUUAAAUUGUCAACCCGCUAUGAUCCGGCACGGAGUCAGAUCCAUCACAUCACAUCCGGCGGGGAGACAAUCGCAGCCCUCACAAAGCGUGGCGAUCUAUUCACAAUGACCCUCGAUCACAAAGCCGAGGCCACUCAGCCAGCCACGUCUACGACAAAUCCUUCCAAGAUUAAAGGUGCUGUGACGCAACCACAGUGCAUCUGGAACGCUAGGAAAGAUGGGGUCCGCUCAGUUGGCGUAGGUGAGCAUGGGUCCGUCAUUAUCAGCACGGCAUCUGGGGCGGUGUGGCGGAGGAUAAAGCGAGCGAAGGCCAAAGAUGCCUCUCCGUGGCCAUCGGAAUCCAAGCGCAAGGACUUCAAAUUUCAGCGGGUGCCAUAUAUAACAAACGCCGUCACAGUUCGUGCCUCGGCCUAUGGUGCCUUUGCCGCCGUCCGAAAAGACUCGGACGUAAUGAAAAAACAACUGGCGAUUGCGGGUCAGUCUAUCUGGGAAGACGUGGCACCAUUGAAUCCCAUGAGAGGAUUUCAGGCGUCCAAGCCGGGGAACCAGAAGCAUGAAACCCUCGCCUUCUGGGAGAACAACAAUCUCGGGAACCGCCUGGGUCCCGUGGCCUAUGAGGUGCUAAAGUCUCCAGAUCUCGAAGAGGACCUGCUACAGUUCUUUAAGUCUUGGUCGUAUCGGAACGAACCGCUGGAUGCAGCCGUCUGCACGUCUUCCUCGCCCGAUAUCAGGAUACCCGUCCAUGGUUGGCUGCUCUCCGCCCGAAGCCCCGUCCUGCGGGGCGCCCUUGCGCAAUUCCGCAAAGCCGGAUCAUUCGCAAACCACCUUUUCGAAAUUAGUGACGCUGACGGCAAGGCAAUACUUUGCUUCCAGGGCUUAGACGUUGUCUCACUGCUCAAUCUAGUGCUGUUUGCGUACGAGGAUAGGGUGAUACCCGUGUGGAAUUUCACCGGCCUAGUACCGCCACUGGCAUACAGAUACCGGCAGAUCCGCUUGGAGGUCAUGAGGCUUGCCACUCGUCUCGAUAUUAGCAAUCUCGAGGCGGCUGCACGGCUCCAGGUGGAGGCCAAGAAGUGCAUGGACCAGGAUUUCCGACGUGCCAUUAAAGAUUCACGCUUUUUCGGAGACACGGAUGUCGUGCUAGAACUCGAUGGCGCUGAUGUCCCCGUUCACAGCGCGUUUGUUUGUAGACGAUGUCCUUGGUUUCAAGGGCUCUAUCACGGUCGCUCCGGAGGAAUGUGGCUCGCCGGGCGCCGGGCAGAACAAGGUGCCAGCCGCGGCUUACCAGACAAAAUAAAAAUCGACAUGAACCACAUGGAACCCGAGGCUUUCAAAUACGCCCUUCAGUACCUCUACAGCGAUUCCGGCCCAGAGAUGUUUGAUCCUGCCGUGUGCGAGUCAUUGGAUGGUUUCCUUGACCUGGUGAUGGAAGUCAUGUCCAUUGCCGACUACCUAAUGCUGGAUCGUCUGUCACAAAUCUGCCAGCAGGUGAUGGGCAGGUUUGCGAACAUUCGCAACAUUGCAGACCUCCUAAAUGCCAUCAGUCCAUGCGCAGUGACAGAGUUCAAGAAGGCGGGGCUGGAAUACAUCUGCCUGCAGCUUGAGACGAUGCUUGAGAAUCAUCUGUUGGACGAACUUGAUCAGGCUCUGCUUCUUGAACUAGACAAGGUUGUGCGAGCCAACCAUGCUGCGCAAUCCCCAUUUGUCAGGAGUGGUCGGAUUGAGUUGUUGCUGCAUGAAAAUAACCCUGAGCUGGCCGGAGAGAUUGACGAGGAGCGGCAAAUCAGAGUGAAGGAAAUGGCGUACAAAGCGCAUCGAGAAGAGGAAAAGAAGCUUUCAUCUUCGACGAGGAUGAGAUAUGGCAGCCUUGACGAUGCCAGUCCCGUCACUCCCACGCCCGAUAGGACCAGGAAGGCGUCGAAGGCUGAGCAAAAUGAACUGGCAAGUCCUUGUCUUCGGCCCAGAGAGUCGCAUGGAGAUCUGAUGUUCCAUAUGGACGAGGAGGAUAUCUCGUUGGCCAACAGCCCCUCGCUCCAAGCUCGGAAAAGUGGGAGAGGGGCGUCUGAACUGGAUCACCUACCCCCAUUGGGAAGUUCCUGGAAAGGUUCAGGCAAAAUCAUGCACAUAGGCCUGCAGUCACCACCCCAAACCAGCUCAAGCCCGUCUGGCACCUUGCAGACAGCAGCACCGACGCCCCUAAGACCAGGAAAGCCAUGGGGAGAAGCGCUGACGCCGACCUCCAAGCUGGACCUCCGUGACAUUAUUCAAUUGGAAACGAGUAGCCAAUCCGCACUGUCGGCUGGUUUAGCAGCCCAAAAGGCGAAAGAGACGACACCUAAGUCAAUCCAGCCGAAGAUGUCGCAGAAGGAAAAGAAACGACAACAACAAGCAGCGCAGGCAGCUCAGGCAGCUCUGGCCACGGCCAAGUCCAACCCGCCCAAAAAUGCCUGGGAACGGUCGUCCAGCGAUACGCCGGCUUCUUCCCCUUGGAAACCCGUGCCGGCCGUGAAAAGCACAACAUCAUCUACGCUCCUGAAUCCCGGUCCGGCCAAGGGUCUGCUGACCCCUGACGCAGCUGCAUCAGCAUCACCAUCAGCAUCGCCCGCAAUCCCAGUCCACAGACGUACGGCAUCCCCAGAUACCCGUUUUUCAGGGCAGCGCACGCCAAGUGGCGGCCCGUCGUCGACCCCUGCUACGAAACCAGCCAACAACAGUUACACCGGCAACACCUCCUCCUCCCGGCCUUUUGCUCUCCCGCCAGCUGCUACUGCUUCUGCUGGUACGUCUGCGACGCUCAUCCCCCACUCGAAAAUCUACCUGCCACCGCAGCCAAAGGCCGAGGUGCAGCUGGGCCUGACCAUGGAGGAUAUCAUGGGCCAGCAGACGCGCGACAAGCAGAUUGUCAAGGAGGCGGUGGCCAAGCGAUCGCUGCAGGAGAUCCAGCAGGAGCAGGCUUUCCAGGAGUGGUGGGAUGCCGAGAGUCGGAGGAUGCAAGAGGAGGAGAGGAGGAGGGAGGAGAACCUAAGGCGGAACCAGCAGGGAAGCAAUGGUAACGGAGGCGCGGGUGGCGGCGGUGGUCGUGGUGGGGGUGGUCGCGGUGGGAGGAGAGGCGGGCAGAGGGGUGGGAAGGGCGGCCCUGGGGCUAGAGGUGGGAGUAGCGGAGGUGCUGGCAAGGGGAGGAGCAGUGGAGAGGAUGGAAACGGGAGUGGAAAUGCAGCCGCCCUGUCGGGAUCCGGGUCCAGAGGAGGGAAGGGGAAAGGGAAGGAGGAGAAGGCGGGAAGAGGGGGCGGUGGCAGCAGUGUUGGUGGAGGGCUGAGGCGCGAGCCUGUAAAUGCUGUUGUUAAAGGUUAAAGAGAGCGGAAGCGGGUAUAUUGUACGCAUGGAUGUGCAGUUCGGGUGGUUAUCGACUCUGUACAGCUUAUGUAGUUAAUGUAUUUAUCAGGAUAGUCUGCUCCUCCUUACUAAGGGACUUGGGGUCUAGAGGACAUAUGGAUGGAUGGAUGGAUGGCUGGCUGGCUGGCUUUUGUCUGCCUACUGCCCUGCAUAAAUUGGUUUGCAUGCAUGAAUUUUAGGUCUCGCCUCACGGCAACAACAGAGCAAUUGCAUUAAUUGAAG